GGGGGGUGAGAACGGGGACGGACGGCCCCACGCCUUUAAGCGCCUUCUGGCCGCCUUGAACACGCACAGACAGACGGACACCCGCGGACACCAUGGCGAGCCCUUGCGUGGAGCUGAGCAACAAGAUGAAGAUGCCAGUCCUGGGGCUGGGCACUUGGCAGGCUCCUCCAGGAAAGGUGGAAGAGGUGGCAAAGUGUGCUAUUGAUGCAGGCUACCGCCUCUUCGACUGUGCCUAUUUCUACCAGAAUGAAAAUGAAAUAGGGAAUGCAGUCCAGCAGAAGAUCAGGGAGGGGGCUGUGAAACGGGAAGACCUCUUCAUUGUCACCAAGUUAUGGAACACGUUCCACGAGAGGUCCUUGGUUAAGGUAGCGUGCAAGAAGAGCCUCACUGCACUGCAACUGGACUACCUUGACCUCUACCUGAUACACUUCCCUAUGGGAUACAAGGCUGGUGAAGAACUGAAUCCUGUGGAUGAGAAGGGUAUGAGUAUCCCCAGUGAUACAGAUUUUCUGGACACAUGGGAGGCCAUGGAAGAGCUGGUGGACUGUGGCCUGGUAAAAGCCAUUGGAAUCUCCAACUUUAACCAUGAGCAGAUUGAAAGAAUCUUGAACAAGCCAGGACUGAAAUACAAACCAGUAAAUAACCAGAUUGAAUGUCAUCCAUACCUAACCCAGGAAAAGCUGAUCAACUACUGUCAAUCCAAAGGGAUUGUUGUGACUGCAUACAGUCCCCUUGGCUCUCCUAACCGCCCGUGGGCCAAGCCAGGGGAACCUGUGCUGCUAGAGGAUCCCAGGAUUAAAGAGAUUGCAGUUAGACACCAUAAAACCCCUGCCCAGGUCCUGAUCCGGUUUCUUAUCCAAAGAGAAGUGAUUGUCAUCCCCAAGUCUGAGAAACCUCAGCGUGUUGAGGAAAACAUCAAGGUGUUUGACUUUGAACUGUCUAAAAAGGAGAUGGACGUCAUCCUCAGCUUUAACAGGAACUGGAGAGCAGUUCCAGUGCCCCAAGCUGUCAAUCACAAGGAUUACCCAUUCAAAGCAGAAUAUUAGUGCCAGUGGUUUCUGCAAGACCUCCAUGUAACUACUUCCAGAUUAGAAGAUGUACUCUGUAGCUUGGUCUUGAUUUCUUCUUUUGUACUUGACUGUUAUUAUGAGCAGUUACUUCUCCUUUUUUAGGAGAAGGCCACUAGCUGGUGUAAGAAUGCAUCAGUACAGAUGGAACUUUUGUAAAGACUGUUAGCAGAAACCUGGUUUCCAUUAAGAGUAAAAAGACAAUGUCUCUUCAUUUCCUCUUUUCCUUGUUUUCCUUAAUUAAAGACAUGUUUAACAGAAAACUCUGGUUACUUACGUGAUUUUUUUUUAUACAUUAUUUCAAGUGCAGUCAGUCAUACUGGCUCAUGAGUUGCUGUAAAGGAAUGUUCUCUUUAUUUACUUUGCUUUUUACAUAAUUGUGAUUUUUAUAGUGUGAAUCUCUAAUGUUUUGGAAAUUUAUAUGAAGUUUGAAUAACAACAAUCAGUGCAGUGCUUAAAUUGUUUCAUAAAAUUAGUUAUGAAAACAUGCUUGA
Messenger RNA from Pezoporus flaviventris, 1561 nucleotides. RefSeq names its product aldo-keto reductase family 1 member B1-like. The record is from RefSeq and is a predicted model, not a curated record. The coding region runs from base 93 to 1046 and encodes 317 amino acids. Gene Ontology annotation, cellular component: cytosol. NCBI's taxonomy places the organism in Eukaryota, Metazoa, Chordata, Aves, Psittaciformes, Psittacidae. The transcript has 10 exons. Gene Ontology annotation, molecular function: aldose reductase (NADPH) activity.